This is a messenger RNA of Fopius arisanus, 2412 nucleotides long. RefSeq names its product cytochrome b561 domain-containing protein 2. Lineage: Eukaryota; Metazoa; Arthropoda; Insecta; Hymenoptera; Braconidae. Gene Ontology annotation, molecular function: transmembrane monodehydroascorbate reductase activity; heme binding. Bases 284 to 976 code for a protein of 230 amino acids. The transcript has 3 exons. The record is from RefSeq and is a predicted model, not a curated record.
UCAGAAUCGUGUACAGCAGUCUUGGUACUGCUUCAAUACCAGCCUGGAGCACAUCACAGCAGUUUAGUUUUUUUUUAUCUCCCUUUUCCGCCUCCACCUCCUACCGAAUUCAGGUCGUCGGUGUUUUACGAUUAGCCCGCGGUCAUUUGUGGAAUAACUGUUCAGUGUGAAACCCCAAUUGUUUCGAGAUAUUUUCUAUUCAUGGAUUUAUGCUGAACGGAAAAUCAGAGGUGGUGACUUACAGCUGUGGAAAAGGAUUCAAUUACUCAAUUAAAACGUUAUAAUGAAGCCAGAAACAGAAGGCAGGGGUUUUCCCAAUACCCUCAGCCUCAUUGUUUCAGUCCUGGUCCAUGUUCUUCUUCUUGCACCUGUUCUCUACAUCAUCUCCAUAUUUAGCAUUAAUUAUAGCUUCUUCUCCUGGCACCCAAUAUGCAUGUCUGUCGGUGUGGGGCUUCUGAUCGUAGAAGGCGUCUUCAGUAUAUCUGGAGAGGCGAACCUGAGUCAUCGUCUCUCUCGUGUAAAUCGGGUAACCACCCACUGGAUCAUGAACGCAGUGGGCCUGACUCUGAUGUUCAUCGGUCUGAUCAUAAUAAUUGUAAACAAAAAUAAUCACAACAAGCCGCAUUUUGCAACGACUCACGGAAAAUUGGGCCUGAGUGCAAUCGUGAUAGCCUCGGUGGUGGGUUGUUUCGGUAUCCUGGCGAACAACACCCGGUGGCUGUAUCCCCGGGUUCGACCCAUUCUCAUAAAAGUCGCUCAUGCAUUCGGAGGAAUAGCUAUGACAAUUAUUUUCAUAGCCACACUCAUAAAUGGUGUGUACAAGGAACCCCACCUCCUCGGGGAAACAGGAAUCGCCCUAAUCUGCGCUGCUCUGGUGAUCGCUGCUGUUCUUGUUCUCUUCAAGCCCAUCAUCGCUGCCAUUGCCAGGACCAAAGUCAUCCUCCAGCCACCCCAGCCACACAAUCAGAGCACAUGACUAAAAACAUUGUAAAUUCCCUAAAUACCAUCAGAACCAGUCUUCUAUUAAUCUGCGACAUCAUCUUGAAAUUUCUCACAACGACAAUCAAAAGAAAAUGAAAAUUGCAUUUGUUACUCAUCCCUCAAUUAUCUCGACACCUCUCAGAGCAUGAAUAAUCUAAAAUGAAGAAUCCCCAAAUAUUGAACUGAAUGAACUGAAGCGGAAUGAAUUUUCGAGGGAAAUUGAAUGAAGAAUUCAACCAACUAGGCAUUGAAAGUGAUUUUCUUGAAUUUUUCUUUAAAUUGAAUAAAUCUUAGAGAAUAAUAAAGCCCUCCGUCAUUUAGGAGGCAUUCCACCAUAGGACUGUUCACCUCCAGUAAUAAAAUGGAAUCCUCAAUUGGCCCCAUGUGACCCUGACGAUGCGUACGAAGCGUAACGACUUGUGUACACACCUAUUUGACAAGCCCCUGUGCACUCACAUGUCCGAGGGUCUGAAUGAUGACAAGAUCGAUAAGGGAUCACGGGAACAAGAGACUCGCUUGUCCCUGGACACUCGCUCUUCUCCGGAAUUUUGUCCAACGGGGAAUGACUGCCCUCACUCAUUAUGAAAUACCAUUUAAACUAUGAAAAAUUAUCAAGACUCAAUCACAGGACUAUAUGGAGCAUUAAAAAAGCCGUCGAGUAAGCGUCGUUACGUCGUAUUCUUACCCGCAUACUUAUGCUAAUUCAAAACCGCAAUGAAUAUGCUAAAGGCAAUUGCAAUGCAGUACUGCAUCAGUAAUUUUACGGCAGAUGAUUUUCAUCUGCAGAUUCCAAAGACAGAUUGCCAGAUUAAACUUCUACAGCUUCCAAUAUUGAUUUAAAAAUUGACAAUUGAGUAACCGUAAUGCAAUCGGUUCAACCAUAUAUCAACACUUUAUUGUAAUUAUUUUAUACACGCAUCAUAUACAUAUACACAGAAUGCAUAUACUUUAUGUAUAUCUGUUCUCACUCUCAUAUUUGUGUCCUCAUCUUUGUGUCCUCGUGGUACAAUGUACAUUUAUAAUAAUACAACCGAGCAUUUUCUUUUUAAAAUAUUGUUAUCAACUUGUUAUUAUUCUGUCAUAUUCCAGUGUCUGUUAAUUUCUCAGUUACUCACGAUUAUUAUCCUUUUGUUAUUCCCUAUUAUCCACCAAUCGUCGGAGGCCCAUCGCAACUUAACAUUAUGCAACAACGUGUACAUAUUUAUUUAUAAUAUAUAUUUAUACAUUUACCCCAAUUUAUUAUCUCUAGAGUCUUAAUCUAGAGGCUUUUAUAUUUUUUUUUCUCACAAGUCACCGUUUGUCUUUUUCUUUCAGCUUAACUCCUGUAUCAUUUUCAUUUUGUAUUCAUUAUUGUGUUUGAUUGUAUAACGUUUUGUUUGGAUUUGUCGAAGAACUUAUGUUCAUGGAAAUAAAGGUAUUGUACAAUUUUCA